AUGAUUGACAUGAAGUCAACAUACGAGUUUGAUACCAAUACAGAAGAUAUGACUGUUGAUAAGAACUGCUCAGUUGCCACACGAUAUAACUGUAGUACGUGGGAAAAGGAAUUACAUGUAUAUAGCUGUAAUUUCUGCCAGCAGAGCUUUCCUUCAAAAUACAGAUUGAUAAAGCAUGUGUUUAUUCACAUUGAUGGUAUGCAACCACCUUUAUAUGUUUGUAAGUGGUGUGGUGAGGUAUUUCACAGUAAUGUUAGUUUGAAAAAACAUUUGAGAAUGAGUGAGAAUUACCAUUCCUCAGCUGCUGGCAACCAUGAAAAAUAUGGCUAUAGCGAUGAGCAUCAAAGCACUAGCUUCUCGGAUAGUGAGCCAGAAGUUUCUGUCGCAGAACUCAACGAGCUGAAUUCAUACAAGGAAACAUGGAAAGCUGCAAACAUGUCUGCUAAUGACAUAUGUAACACACUUAUGACAAAUGAUACAGAGGAAACAAAUCAUUAUGGAACUUCAUCUACAACUGUUAAUGUCAGUUUCCAGGGUAAUCUACUUACUGCAAACAGAAACCACAAAUGUCAUAUUUGUGGCAAAUCUUUUGCUGGUGCAGGCAAUCUCAAGAAACACGGAUUAAUUCACACUGGAAAGAAACCUCACAAAUGUGAGAGUUGUGGGAAAUCUUUUGCUUUCCCAAGCGAUCUCAAGCAACACGUAUUAUUUCACACUGGAAAGAAACCUCACAGAUGCGAUAUUUGUGGAAAAUCUUUUGUUGUCUCAAGUGAUCUCAAGAAACACUUAUUAAUUCACACUGAAAAGAAACCUCACAAAUGUGAGAUUUGUGGGAAAUCUUUUGUUUUGUCAAGUGGACUCAAAACACAUAUACUACUUCACACUGGAAAGAAACCUCAUAAAUGUGAGAUUUGUGGACACACUUUUGCUGGUGCAAGCAAUCUCAAGAAACACGUAUUAAUUCACACUGGAGAAAAACCUUACAAAUGUGAGAUUUGUGACAAAUCGUUUACCCGGUCAGAUAAUCUCAAGACACACACAUUAAUUCACACUGGAAAGAAACCCCACAAAUGCUAUAUUUGUGGGAAAUAUUUUGCCCAGUCAGCUUAUCUCAAGCAACAUGCAUUUAUUCACACUGGAAAGAAACCUCAUAAAUGUGAAAUUUGUGGGAAAUCUUUUGUUUUGUCAAGCGGACUCAAAACACAUAUAUUACUUCACACUGGGAAGAAACCUCAUAAAUGUGAGAUUUGUGGACAAUCUUUUGCUGGUGCAGGCAGUCUCAAGAAACAUGUAUUAAUUCACACUGGAGAAAAGCCUCACAAAUGUGAGAUUUGUGAGAAAUCGUUUACACAGUCAGCUAAUCUCAAGGCACACACAUUAAUUCACACUGGAAAGAAACCCCACAAAUGCGAUAUUUGUGGAAAAUCUUUUGCCCAGUCAGCUUAUCUCAAGAAACACGCAUUUAUUCACACUGGAAAGAAACUGAACAAAUGUGAGAUUUAUGGGUAAUCUUUUGUUUUCUCAAGCGUUCUCAAGAAACGCACACUUAACACUGGAGAGAAACCUUGUACAUGUGAGAUUUGUGGGAAAUCUCAUGACCCGCAAAUUAAUUCACACUGGAAAGAUACCCAACAAAUGUGAAAUUUGAGACAAAUCGUUUGCCCAGUUUGGUUAUCUCAAGAAACAUACAUUCAUUCACAGUGGAAAGAAACAUCACAAAUUUUAUAUUUGUGGGUGAUCUUUUGUUAGGGUAGGCUAUUUCAAUACAUAUUCAUACACACUGGGAAAAGACCUCACAAAAGUGAAGAAGUGAUCAUUCUUAGAUCAGCUGAUCUCAACGGAGAUACAUUAGAACACAUUAGAAGGGGACCUCACAAAUGUGAUAUCUGUGACAAAAGUUUCACUCAGUUGGACACUCUCAAGACACAUGCAUUACUUCACAUCAGAAAGAAACUACAAGCAAGUGGUAGUUUAUGUAAAUAGGUUUUCCAGGUUGGUGCCCUCAAGGCCUGUAAAAUAAUGGAUGAAGCAAUAGGACAAUAAAUUAUAAUGCCUGUGAAGUAACAUAAAAUGUGGUAUAAUUGUGAAACAGUGUGCAAUAAUCUGUACUAUAGAUUGGUAACAGAUAAUGUGAUGAUAUAAAAAUCCAUAUCUGCAGCUUGAAACAUCAAGAAAUUGUAUUAGUAAAUACUCCAGAAAUAGGAAUCAAAUGUAUAUUUGUCAUUAACACUUCUGUUCUUUUCCUAUCAGUCUCGAGACAGGAAGAUUGUGUAUUGUGAUAAAUCCAAAUGUUUGUCAGUAAUCAUAAGUACCAUGCAAUAUUCAGUAAAAGGCCAAGGAUGUGUGAUGACUUGCAUAGUCAUCAUGUAGUACUUGUGACUCUGUAUUUUAGAAACAGUGACAGUAAAAAUAUAUUAAUGGCACUUCCUUCAUUCACGCUAGUACACUCAACACUGGAGAAACAUGGUUAUAACAAUUAUUUUACUCAGAUACGUUUUCUCAAGAGAUGUCAUUAAUAGUGUGUACAUUUAUGUUCUGUUAGUACUAUUCCUGUAUCAGUAAACGUAACAACAAAUGUAGCAACGUGCUUAAUAGCAUGUUUGUCCAUCUCUGGAACACAAUACUUUGACAGUUCUACAUGACAUGGUGUGGUCAAGAUGUGUUAGGUACCAUGCUACUCAGACCACUGUGGAGUCGUUCUGCACAUGUGACAUGGACAGUUAUUCUCCUGGAAUGCCUUCACCAUGGGAGAUCACAUCCAUGCAUGAAGGAAUCUAUGCAGUAGCUAUGAAGGUCAGUCAGCAACUGUCAUGAUCCCUUCAAUUAUUACCAGACGUCCCUAAGGAGCCUGAGUGACUGUCCCCAUAGCAUAAUGGACACUCCACCUGGUGCCAUUCACCUAGAUAUAGCAUAUCUGGAUGUGGCAACUGACCUGGUGUAACAGGAAAUGUCAUCCAUCCUGACAGUUGACAUUUGCAUUGACCUUCAUUAUAGCCUCAAUUAUCCGUUGCCCACUGCAGUUGCAAUUGAACAUUUUGGUGGAUUGGUAUGGAAACAUACAGUUACCAUAUGUUGUGGAGCCCUAUGUUCAGCGAUGUACAUUGAAUUGUGGGUUCAAACACGUGCAUGGCUGCUCAAGCAUUCUUUUCUGUAAUUAGAUAUGCCACAUAUUGCCACAUGUCAAGCUUCACAGAGCAGGGAAGCCUCGGACCUCCAUGAUUUGUGAUGGAUAGGUGUAUUACAUGUUUUCAUAAGGUUAUCAAUUUAUCACCUUUCAGCCACUUUCCACAGACGUUCACAAUAGUAGCAUAGAUCCAGCCUACCAGCUUCACCACUUCUGAGGUUCUAGUUCCCAACUGCAAUGCCACUGUAACCUGCCCUUUGCUAAAGUCACUUAUGUCAUUGGGUUUACAUGUUCGUGACCCAUGUAAUUGGUAGAACAACUCCUUGUUAAUUUCUGGUCUGCUUAUAUACUUGUAAUCUGUUUAGAUACUUGUAAUCUGCUUAUAUACUUGUAAUCUGCUUAUUGCAUCAUGUAUGUACAACACAUGGCAUUCAUCCUCCUCACAGGGAGUAUUCAUGACAUUUUUGCUCAUCAGUGCAUCUUCACAUAAAUGGGUCAGAUGCUAAAAUGUGUAAUCUAAUAAAUUCAUUGUUCUUGGCUGCCAUUUACACCAGUGCACAAUAGCUAUAUUUUUUGCAAAUUGUUUUUUGUUUCACACAGCUCUUUACAUGAUUGAGAGAUGAUACAGAUAAG
Schistocerca piceifrons (Central American locust) is the source of this 3757-nucleotide messenger RNA. RefSeq names its product zinc finger protein 729-like. The record is from RefSeq and is a predicted model, not a curated record. The coding region runs from base 1 to 1509 and encodes 502 amino acids. NCBI's taxonomy places the organism in Eukaryota, Metazoa, Arthropoda, Insecta, Orthoptera, Acrididae. The transcript has a single exon.